Fragaria vesca subsp. vesca is the source of this 1839-nucleotide messenger RNA. Its product is annotated as 2-oxoisovalerate dehydrogenase subunit beta, mitochondrial-like. The record is from RefSeq and is a predicted model, not a curated record. The transcript has 13 exons. Lineage: Eukaryota; Viridiplantae; Streptophyta; Magnoliopsida; Rosales; Rosaceae. The coding region runs from base 147 to 1202 and encodes 351 amino acids. Gene Ontology annotation, molecular function: catalytic activity. Gene Ontology annotation, biological process: response to nutrient; branched-chain amino acid catabolic process.
UGGAGUGUCCAAUAAAUAGGAAUAAAUAAUAGAUAGAUAAGUGACAAACAGAAGAAGCAGGCAGGCUGAUAAGUGAUGAGGUGGAACUGAAACUCCCCUCCAUAUCCACUUGUCCACUCUCCUUCUAGAUUCAGUUAAACUUGAAAAUGAGGAGAAGCAGCAGAUUGAUCAACUGGGCUACUCAUACAAGGAGGAGGAGCAGCAAUUACUCAACCUCCUCCGAAGCUGGAAAAUCUCUCAACCUCUACUCUGCCAUCAACCAAGCCCUCCACAUCGCCUUGGCGUCUGAUUCCCGUACUUAUGUAUUUGGAGAAGAUGUGGGCUUCGGUGGGGUCUUCCGUUGUACCACAGGCUUGGCUGAUAGGUUUGGUAAGAAAAGGGUUUUCAAUACCCCUCUUUGUGAACAGGGAAUUAUAGGAUUUGGUAUUGGUCUAGCAGCUAUGGGUAACAGAGCUGUUGCGGAAAUCCAAUUUGCAGACUAUAUUUUCCCCGCUUUUGAUCAGAUUGUCAAUGAAGCUGCAAAAUUUAGAUACCGAAGUGGAAACCAAUUUAACUGUGGAGGCUUAACCAUAAGAGCGCCCUAUGGCGCUGUAGGCCAUGGUGGACAUUACCACUCACAAUCUCCUGAAGCUUUUUUCUGUCAUGCUCCUGGUAUCAAAGUGGUCAUCCCUAGAAGCCCACGACAAGCAAAAGGCUUAUUGCUUUCCUCUAUACGUGAUCCAAACCCUGUUGUGUUUUUUGAACCAAAGUGGUUAUACAGAUUGUCAGUAGAAGAGGUUCCUGAGCACGAUUUCAUGUUGCCGUUAUCAGAAGCUGAGGUAAUACGAGAGGGCAGUGACAUAACGCUUGUUGGGUGGGGAGCUCAACUCUCCAUAAUGGAACAGGCAUGUCUAGAUGCUGAAAAAGAUGGAAUUUCCUGUGAACUGAUAGACCUGCGUACUCUGAUACCUUGGGAUAAGGAGACAGUGGAGGCUUCUGUCAAAAAGACUGGAAGGCUUCUUAUUAGUCAUGAAGCUCCAGUUACAGGAGGAUUUGGUGCCGAAAUAUCUGCUUCAAUUGUUGAAAGUUGCUUCUUGAGGUUAGAAGCACCAGUCUCUAGAGUAUGUGGUCUGGAUACCCCCUUCCCUCUUGUGUUUGAACCCUUCUAUAUGCCCACGAAGAACAAGAUAUUGGAUGCAAUUAAAGCAACUGUAAAUUACUAGUACUGUAAAGAUACAAGCUAGGGAUUAUCGCUCCAUCAUCAUGUUGCAAAUAAAAUAAGAUGGAGUGUGGGAAUAAUGUAGCAGACUAGCAGCAGCCAGUAUGCUGGAGAUUAGGACAGGACCAUGCUUUUACGACAAUAACAGGUACAUAAGUGUACGUAGUGAAUGUAUCGGGGUGGCUUCGAGUGUCGCAACACGCAUAAGAGACCCCUUACAGCAUUGCCCAAAGAGCCCGCCGUGUCUUUAGAGAUGAGCAAGACUGGCUAUGCACCUAAUUGACCAAAAUCAUCAAUCACUUGCAAAUUUGCAUACUUCAAUUUGUGCAUGGUUGGUCUGAAACCCCUUGUGAGAGAAACUCAUUAUCAUUUGAAGUCUGAUGCUGCUUUUCUACUACUGUUGAGAAAGGAAAAGAGAAAAUUAAAACUCGUGAUGCUCAUGAGGCAUCAUGAGGGUGUGCCUUGGGCCGAGUUGCACAUGGUGCUGGUUUGCUCAGAAAGAAUUUUGAAUCAUCAUGUUGUUUUGGACUUUCACCCGAAGAACAUUUUAUGCAUGAUUUAAUUUCCCAUUUUAACACGUGAAGGCACAAGAUUGUUACAAACCACCGGAUCAAGGCACAUGAUUAAUGAGAACGUUUCAC